GAUGUUAAAGAAGAUGAAGAUCAAAAUUUAAAAUUACAAGAAACCAUCGAAUUAUUGGUGGCGUCGGGGUUCUUCAGGGCCAGAAUCAAGGGCCUAUCUCCAUUUGAUAAGGUGGUUGGAGGUAUGGUCUGGUGCAUAUCUGUCUGCAGUUACGACAUCAAUGUCGACCUGUUUUUUCAAGAGAACUCCACCAUUGGUCAGAAGAUUGCCCUAACUGAGAAAAUAGUGAAUGUACUGAACCUGAUGAAAUGUCCUCACCGAGUCGAUCCGCACCAAAUUCAGGGCUUAGAUUUCAUCCAUAUCUUCCCUGUCGUUCAAUGGUUGGUGAAAAAAGCCAUAGAGAGCAGGAAGGAUUAUGAAGACGAGAACAGGAGCCAUGCAUUAAUGCACUUUAAUAGG
Helobdella robusta is the source of this 399-nucleotide messenger RNA. RefSeq lists its product as hypothetical. The record is from RefSeq and is a predicted model, not a curated record. Gene Ontology annotation, biological process: Golgi to plasma membrane transport. The annotation marks the transcript as partial. Lineage: Eukaryota; Metazoa; Annelida; Clitellata; Rhynchobdellida; Glossiphoniidae. The transcript is spliced from 4 exons.